AUGCACGGUCGCGAGCGGAGAGCGGGCUCCAGGCGCCGCAGCGUGGCUGCAGGGCCCUCUGGCAUGUCAGCGGCGGUCCUGCGAACGGGCCGCCUGGCCAGACUGCCCCUAUGCUCGGUCGGGUGUAGCGCUGCAGAUGGUGUGGACAAUAGCGCUGCAUGGCGGACCAGGGCGGCUGAACAGCGCAAAAGGCCGCCGAGGCAGGACGGUCACAGCUGCUAA
Molecule: messenger RNA, 222 nt
Organism: Grosmannia clavigera kw1407
Lineage: Eukaryota; Fungi; Ascomycota; Sordariomycetes; Ophiostomatales; Ophiostomataceae
Exons: 1
Coding region: 1-222 (73 amino acids)
Source: RefSeq, a predicted model, not a curated record